This is a messenger RNA of Trichosurus vulpecula (common brushtail), 4401 nucleotides long. It is a transcript of the gene PIGV, whose product is annotated as phosphatidylinositol glycan anchor biosynthesis class V. Gene Ontology annotation, biological process: GPI anchor biosynthetic process. The record is from RefSeq and is a predicted model, not a curated record. Lineage: Eukaryota; Metazoa; Chordata; Mammalia; Diprotodontia; Phalangeridae. Gene Ontology annotation, molecular function: GPI mannosyltransferase activity; alpha-1,6-mannosyltransferase activity. Bases 360 to 1877 code for a protein of 505 amino acids. Gene Ontology annotation, cellular component: mannosyltransferase complex; endoplasmic reticulum membrane. The transcript is spliced from 5 exons.
AGAACCGGAAGGACUUUUAAACUAACUGGGAAUGGAAGGGCCGGAAGGAACCUUAGAACAGGGGGUUGGGAGAGCCAAAAGGCAGAUGAAGACGGAGGCUGGAGGAACCGGAAGGCAACUAAACAGGGAAUGGGAGGGCCGGAAGAUGCCUUAGAGCAUGGAGGGUCAGAGCUGGAGCAGACUUCCAGUCCUAGCGCCCUAGAUGUGGAGCUAGAAGGGAUCUCCAAGGCCAUCUGGUCCAGUCUUUUCGUUUUAUAGAGGAGGGAACCUCAGAAGAGGUAUAGACUCCAAGUGCUAUUCACCUACUGUGGCUGGAUCUGGACAUGGUAGAGGGGAAAGAAAAGGCUGAGAUGCCCUGAAUGCCCCAUUGUGAGAGGAUGCAGCUUGGGGAGCCGUCCCAGAGAGAGGUGCUGAGGUUUGCAGUGCUCUGCCGCUCCUGGACGUUGGUCCUCCAGGCUCUGUUCAACGCUGUCAUCCCGGAUCAUGCUGCAGAUGCCUUCUCACCGCCCUGCCUGGCCCCAGCUGGCCUUGGGGACCAGCUCGUGGAAUGGCUCCUGGGGGGCUUGUCCCGCUGGGAUGCAGAACACUUCCUCUUCAUCGCAGAGCACGGCUACGUCUAUGAGCACAACUUCGCUUUCUUCCCAGGCUUCCCCCUGGUCCUGCGUGCCGGGGCUGAGCUGCUGCUGUGGCCACUGCAGGGGCUGCUCACCUUCCGCAGUCGCCUGUUGUUGAUGGCUGCCCUGCUCAAUAGCCUGUGCUCGGUGCUGGCGGCCUUGGCCCUCUACCAGCUGGGCUGCCUGGUGCUGCGCUGCCGCCGCCUGGCCUUCCUCUCCGCUCUGCUCUUCUGUCUCAGCCCCGCCACUGUCUUCCUGGCAUCAGGCUACUCUGAGAGCCUCUUUGCCCUCCUGGUCUUUAGUGCCAUGAGCCAGCUGGAGAGGGGCCGCAGUGGCCGGAGCACACUCCUCUUUGCCCUCGCCACUGGCGUGCGUUCCAAUGGGAUCAUCAAUGCCGGCUUCCUUUUCCAUGCCCAGUGCCAAGACUUCUUAUCUUCUCCCUCCCUGGGGGGCCUUUGUGGGACCCUGUGGAGGCUCCUGAAGCUGGUGGCCUUUCUGCUGCUGAUAGCCCUUGUGGUUAGUCUUCCCUUUGCCCUGAUCCAGCUCUAUGCCUACAGCCAGUUCUGCCAGCCCCACUUGCCUCACCUCAUCCCACAGCCCUUUGUACAGCUAGCCAAGGACAAGGGCUACCGGGUCCCAGCCGGUGACCAGCCCAGCUGGUGUGCCUGGCGCCUGCCCCUCGUAUACAGCUAUAUCCAGGAUGUCUACUGGAAUGUGGGCUUCUUAAGGUACUUUGAGCUCCGGCAGGUGCCCAACUUCCUCCUGGCAGGGCCAGUGGCGGUGCUGGGGGCCUGGGCAGCCUGGACCUAUGUGACUGCCAACCUCCAGCACUGCCUCACACUUGGGCUUCUAAGGGACAAGGGCAGGGAUGACGAGAAGUCAGGGAAGCCUCUCCCUGGAUUCCACAGCCCGAAGGUGUUUGUGUAUGUGACUCACUCUACGGCCCUGCUGCUUUUUGGAGCCCUGUGUAUGCACGUGCAGGUUCUCACCAGGUUCUUGGGCUCCUCCACUCCCAUUGUGUACUGGUUUCCAGCUCACCUGCUUCAGGACUGGGAGCCCCUGUUGUGGACUCAAGAAGCUGUGCCUGGAAAAGUCCCUGUUGUGUGCUCCCUGUUGGGACAAGGGACCCCAAAGAAUCCAAUUUGGAGACUUCUGUGCAAAUGGAGAGCUUGCUCUGGAAUCACACGGGCCAUUCUAAGCUAUUUCCUCUCUUACUGGUUCCUGGGACUGCUCCUACACUGUAAUUUCCUGCCUUGGACAUGACCCAGAGCCCUAGAGGACAGCCAGGCUAGGCUACAGACUUUCCCAAGGGACCUGAAACUAGCAAAUUGAGUCCUGGGCCUGUCUGAGGUAGAAGUCCUCAUCUACAAUGCUUUCAAACAAAUUGGUUGUGAUUUCCAAGGAAAUGUUGGCCUUUGGAGAGUCCAAGUGGUAGGGGCACUUAGGCCAAGGUUUUCUUCCAGGUCUGACAUGAACCUGGGUCUGUCUGCUCAACUCAGCCUUAGAAAGCUCAUUAAACCUCCCACCUGUCCACUUGAAGCUACUUAAUAGAAUCUCAGAAUCGAAAGGGAAGCCAGGCCUACUUUGCCCAAAUCACCUUCCCCUCCACACUUUCUGUUCUCCACUUAAAGACCUCCAGUGACUUGAUUACUAGCACCCCUUCCUAGCCAUUCAAACCCCUCUAUACUCUCCUAUUCAGGACUAACUGAAUAAACCCUCCCCCCAUCUUUGUAGCAUCUGUCUUCUCUUGGCUCCCUUUGUUCUUGGUGGGGAGGGCAGUGUGACCUCACUGGGAGGAUGGAAACCAGUGGAGAUUUUCCCAAGUGGAGAGGCACUGCCGGAGGACCCCCUGGCUGAGGAAUGCUGGGACUCAUCUAUGGUGUAGCAGGGAGCAGCAUUGUCUGGCCAAGGUCACCUCUAACCUUGACCUAUUGCAACUGGAAAUCCAGUGUAAGAACACCCCCAUGACUUUCAAAGAAGAGAGCCAGAUUAAAAAUGGAGUCUUCAUUCUUUUUUUUUAUUAAUAGUAUUUUAUUUUUUCCAGUUACAUGUAAAGAUAGUUUUCAGCAUUCACUUUUAUAAGAUUUUGAGUUCCAAAUUUAUUCUCCCUCCCUUUCCCCUCCCUAAGACAGCAAGCAUUGGAGUCUUCAUUCUCUCAGUGGUACCAAGUAGGCUGGUUUGUCACCGCCCUGCUUCUUAAUUUUGGCCAAAUCACUUCCCCUUGCCAAGACUCAGUUUCCUUUUUUGUAAAAUAAGGGAUUUGGACUAAAUACUAUCUAAAGCCCCUUCCAGCUUUAAAUCUGAUUAUCUUAUGACUGAGAGAUCCUUUUGCUGCUCUAGUAGGAUCUGGAAACUAUAUGGAAAUUUAGAAGGAGUUCAAGAACAGCUGUCUGAGGAAAGAACCUCUGGAAUGGGCAGAAAUGGACAGAGAACAUAUCAAGAGAAAUGUUUGAAGAAAAAUUUCCAGAAAUAUGCAGAUUCUUACAUGAGUUGGGGAGAAGAUACAUGCCAUGGGGCCAUAACAGCCCCUAAUACUACAGUCUAGAGAAGCUGGACUAGGUGGGAAAUUAGAUGUCCCAGCAGCUGAAGCAAAAUGAAGCCCAAGAGGAAAUGGAGAGCAGCCAUCAAAUGAGGGGGAGGAAGGUUAGAGGGACCUCACAGAGAAGAGGCUUAAGGGAGAUGGUUACAGAGCUGGAGAAACCAGUGAGAAGCCAGAUGCUGAGCUGCCACAAGUGACUCCCUCAUCACUACAUCUGCUGGUCAUCACCUCCUGGUGUCCCACGGGUAGCUUGCACUGUCCAAAACCGAGGCUCAUCAUCGUCCCUUGGAAUCUCACUCUUCUCUGAACACUUUCAUUUCUGCUAAGGGCAUCAUCGUCUGCCCAGUCAUGCAGGAUGCCAGCAAUGGAGCCAUCUCCUCUUCCCCCACAUCCUCUUCAUCCAGUCAUUUACCAAAUUUUAUCUUUCACAACAAUCUUGUAUUGCUCCCCUUCUCCCCAUGGGCACUGCCUCUGCCCUUGUUCAGGUCAGGUCCUCACCCUCUCUCCUGUAGCCUCCACAGUGGUCUCUCUGCCUCCCAGGAUUCUCCCUCCACCCUGUCCUCCACAGAGCUUUGAGAUACACACUCCUCUGCCCAGGGAGCUUCCAUGACUGUUGUAUUGAGCAACAAACACGAGGCUCCUCUGGCAUCCUCUGGAUGGCUCCAGCCUUUUGUCUGGACUGAUUCACAUCACUCUCCAUGACACCCUGGACUUUCCAGGUGCACUGGCCUACUGGCCCUGGCACCUUUGUACAGACUGUCUCCCAUACCUAAAUGCCAUCAUCCCUCCUCCCCUGCUGUUUGGUGUCCCUCAUUGUAUUCCAGGCCCACUCGGACAUCACUUCCUAUUCAGUGCCUUCUCCCCAAGGUUAGGACUCCCCUUCCACCAAAAAAAGACGAAGUCAUACUUACUUUGAAUGUAUGUUGUGUUGACUUCUUACUACGCCCCUCCCCCAGUAGACUCCAAAAGCUCCUUGAGAGUAGGGACCCUUUUUUUUUCAUUUUGCCUUUGUAUCCCUACCAUAUCUAGCACAAUAAUAAAUGCUUGUUGAAGCUUGCUCCCAGAAAAGAGUUGACAAAAUGUACCUUCUCCCUUUCUUCAUAAAGGUAGGGGAAUAAGAGGUGUGGAAGACUGUACAUAAUAUCCAACUCAGUCGAUCGAGUAUUGCUAAACUUUUUUUCUCAUUUUUUUUAUUCUUCGGUAUAAGGAACUGCUUGCUGGGUAGGGGAGGACAUCAAUAAAAGUUUU